CAUGUGCGAACUUUGGCAAACCGAAAGUAUUUGACUUGAUACUAGAGUUUUACCCUUCGCUUAGAGAAAACAGAACGGAAGGAAACCCGAAGUUGAGUCUACUGACCGAGUUCUAGAAAAUGAGUGUUUGUGUGGAGGAAGAGAACACAGCAGAGCCUUCAGGAUCCAGCUGUCUGGACAGGGACCAGUCCAAAGGUUCUGAACCUGGAGCCUCACAGACAACAGAUCAGAACCACAGAUGGACAGCAAAACCUCCAGGAUCCAGCUGUCCAUCUAUGAAGAGUGACUGGUCUAAAGACUUUGUUCCUCCAGACUUCAGUAAUGAACCUGGAUCCUUAGACACAAAAGAGAAGAGGAGUCGUGUUUCUGUGGAGGAGCCUUCCUGCUGUGCAGUGUGUCAGGAGGGUCUGAAGGAUCCAGUCUUCAGCAACUGUGGACACUGGUUCUGUAGACAGUGCAUCACCUCAUACUGGGACCAGUCUGGACCAUCCGGAGAUUCCUCCUGUCCCCAAUGUGGGAAACGACCCAGAACAAGAGCUGGACCACAGACCAGCAGCGUCCAAACAGAUGUUUCUCUGCAGGAGGCUUUAGAUGAACAUAAGCUCAGUCUGAGGAGCAGAUGUGAACGUGUGACUGAAGGAGGUGAAACAGGAAGUGGAGUCCUCCUCACCAGCAUCUACACUGAGCUCUACAUCACAGAGGGACAGAGUGAAGAGGUGAACACCCAACAUGAGGUGAGGCAGCUGGAAACAGCUUCCAAGAAGAAGACCCUCCAUGAGGCUCCCAUCAAGGUCCACGACAUCUUUAGAGCCUCCUCUGACCCACACGGACCCAUCAGACUGGUUCUGACCAACGGCGUUGCUGGCGUUGGAAAAACCUUCUCAGUGCAGAAAUUCACUCUGGACUGGGCCGAGGGCCGGGAAAACCCAGACCUCAGUGUUCUGGUUCUGCUGUCGUUCAGGGAGCUGAACCUGAUCAGAGAUCAGCAGCACAGUCUUCUCACGCUGCUCCGUGUUUUCCAUCCAACGCUCCAGAAGGUCCCAGCAGAGCAUCUCGCUGUCCUGAAGCUUCUGUUCAUUUUUGACGGCCUGGAUGAAAGCAGACUCUCACUGGACUUCAGCCACAGGAAGGUUGUGUCUGACGUCACACACACGUCAUCUGUCAACGUGCUGCUGACCAACCUCAUCCAGGGGAACCUGCUUCCCUCGGCUCUGGUCUGGAUCACUUCCCGACCCGCAGCAGCCCAUCAGAUCCCUCCUACGUGUGUGGACCGGGUCACAGAAGUCCGAGGCUUCACCGACGCCCAGAAGGACGAGUACUUCAGGAGGAGAUUUAGACACAAGCAGAUGUCCAGCUAUCCAGAAAUACGGGGCUUCACCGACACCAAGAUCGAUAAGUACUUCAGGAGGAGACCCAGCCGCGAGCAGAUGUCCUUCAGAAUCAUCUUACACGUCAAGAUGUCCAGGAGCCUCCACAUCAUGUGUCAGAUCCCAGUGUUCUGCUGGAUCACUGCUACGGUUCUGGAGCACAUGUUGACUACAGAGCAGAGAGGAGCGCUGCCCACGACCCUGACGGACCUGUACUCACACUUCCUACUGGUCCAGACCAAGAGGAAGAGGAACAAGUACCAUGAGGGACAUGAGACCAGUCCACAGGAGCUGACGGAGGCUGACAGGGAAGUUCUCCUGAAGCUGGGGAGGCUGGCGCUCAAACAUCUGGAGGAAGGAACCAUCAUGUUCUACCAAGAAGACCUGGAGCAGUGUGGUCUAGACGUCACAGAGGCCUUGGUUCACUCAGGAGUCUGUACUCAGAUCUUCAGGAGAGAGAGUGUGAUCCUCCAGAAAACAGUCUACUGCUUUGUUCAUCUGAGUGUUCAGGAGUUUCUGGCUGCUGUUUACAUGAUGCACUGUUACACCGACGAGAAGGAGGAGGAACUGAAGAACUUCCUAAAAGACUCCAAACACAGAGAUUUUAUCUUUAGAAAGAAUGAACAGUUUUUGGUAAAUAAAAAAACGCAACAUAAUGAUAAGCUUCAUGCUAAAACUUUCUCAUCUCUGGAUGAAUUUCUGAAUGGUGCCAUGAAGAAAUCCCUUCGUAGUCCAAGUGGCCACCUGGACCUGUUUGUUCGCUUCCUUCAUGGCCUCUGUCUACAGUCCAACCAGAGAAUCUUAGGAGGUUUCAUGGGUCACACAGAGAACAGUCAAGAAACCAUCCAGAGAAUCAUCAACAAUCUGAAAAAAAACAGUGGUGAAAUCUCUCCAGACAGAAGCAUCAACAUCUUCCACUGUCUGAUGGAGAUGAACGACCGCUCAGUCCAUAAUCAGAUCCAAGAGUUCCUAAAGUCAAAGAACAGAUCACAGAAGGAACUCUCCUUGAUCCAGUGUUCAGCUCUGGCCUACAUGCUGCAGAUGUCAGAGGAGGUUCUGGAGGAGUUCGACCUGGGGAAGUACAACACAACAAAGGAGGGACGAUGGAGACUGAUCCCAGCUGUGAGAAACUGCAGAAAGGCUCAACUUUCUUGGUUUGGACUCUCAGAGACUCACUGUGAAGUUGUGGCCUCAGCUCUGAAGUCCAACCCGUCACAUCUGACACAUCUGGACCUGAGUCACAACGAACUGCUGGAUUCAUCAGUGAAGGUUCUGUGUGUUGGACUGGAGAGUCCUCACUGUCGAUUAGAGACUCUGAGAUUCAGUGACUGCAGUUUGUCAGAGAUCAGCUGUGAUUUUCUGGCCUCAGCUCUGAAGUCCAACCCGUCACAUCUCACACAACUGGACCUGAGUGACAACAAGCUGCAGGAUUCAGGAGUGAAGCAUCUGUGUGGUUUUCUGGAGAGUCGUCAGUGUCGACUGAAGACUCUGAGAUUGAGAGGCUGCAGUUUGUCAGAGAUCAGCUGUGAUUCUCUGGUCUCAGCUCUGAAGUCCAACCCGUCACAUCUGACAGAACUGGACCUGAGUGACAACAACCUGCAGGAUUCAGGAGUGAAGCAUCUGUGUGGUUUUCUGGAGAGUCGUCAGUGUCGAUUGAAGACUCUGAGAUUGAGGAGCUGCAGUUUGUCAGAGAUCAGCUGUGAUUCUCUGGUCUCAGCUCUGAAGUCCAACCCGUUACAUCUGACAGAACUGGACCUGAGUGACAACAACCUGCAGGAUUCAGGAGUGAAGCAUCUGUGUGGUUUUCUGGAGAGUCCUCACUGUCGACUGGAAACUCUGAGUUUGAGAGGCUGCAGUUUAUCAGAGAUCAGCUGUGAUUCUUUGGUCUCAGCUCUGAAGUCCAACCCAUCACAUCUGACAGAACUGGACCUGAGUGAGAACAACCUGCAGGAUUCAGGAGUAAAGCAUCUGUGUGGUUUUCUGGAGAGUUGUCAGUGUCGACUGAAGACUCUGAGAUUGAUGAGCUGCAGUUUGUCAGAGAUCAGCUGUGAUUCUCUGGCCUCAGCUCUGAAGUCCAACCCGUUACAUCUGACAGAACUGGACCUGAGUGAGAACAACCUGCAGGAUUCAGGAGUGAAGCAUCUGUGUGGUUUUCUGGAGAGUCGUCAGUGUCGACUGGAGACUCUGAGAUUGAUGAGCUGCAGUUUGUCAGAGAUCAGCUGUGAUUCUCUGGCCUCAGCCCUGAUGUCCAACUUGCCACAUCUGACAGAACUGGACCUGAGCGACAACAACCUGCAGGAUUCAGGAGUGAAGCAUCUGUGUGGUUUUCUGGAGAGUCGUCAGUGUCGAAUGGAGACUCUGAGAUUGAGAGGCUGCAGUUUGUCAGAGAUCAGCUGUGAUUCUCUGGCCUCAGCUCUGAUGUCCAACCCGUCACAUCUGACACAACUGGACCUAAGUAGGAACAACCUGCAGGAUUCAGGGGUAAAGCCUCUUUGGGACCUGGGACAAUGGAGAAACAACAUUUGGACCAGAACACAGACUGAAUCUCACACACCUCAGACUGUCCUGACACUAGGGUUGGCUAAUCUAGAGGUUGAUGAGAUGUUCUUUAUCUCUCAGUCUACAGUAGUUUGAUUUAAGGAUGUUUGCAGCUGCUCUUACACAUGCACCGCUGAUCCAGUAGAUGGCGCCACUGAGCUGCUGUUCGAGCGUUGACUGCGUCUUCUAGUAAAAUAAUAAACUGAAGGACAGACUCAAAAUCAUUUUCACAAUAUACUUUUAUUUUAUAAACAAAUUAAUUGAUUGUUCAGUUUUUAUCAUUCAAAAUUUUAAAUUGCAUGAGGUAAAUGGUCUUUAUUGUAGAUUUAUUUAUAAUUCAUAAUGUGCAAUAAUCGAUUUACACACAUUUUACACACUACACUUCUCAUCAGUGUCACUGUAGUUUGUGCCAGAUUAGCUUUGUCUCUGUUCAUUAGUUAAUGCCCUUUGGCCAUAUUUUAACUGUACUCUGAUGUAAUUUUCCUCAAUGUGGGACCAAUAAAGGUGUUCUUAUUCUUA
Betta splendens (Siamese fighting fish) is the source of this 4424-nucleotide messenger RNA. Its product is annotated as NACHT, LRR and PYD domains-containing protein 12-like. The record is from RefSeq and is a predicted model, not a curated record. NCBI's taxonomy places the organism in Eukaryota, Metazoa, Chordata, Actinopteri, Anabantiformes, Osphronemidae. The transcript has 13 exons. Bases 120 to 4001 code for a protein of 1293 amino acids. Gene Ontology annotation, molecular function: protein binding.